AUGCAUCCUGAGGACCAAGCCCACACCUCCUUCAUCACGGAUCGUGGCCUUUACUACUAUAAAGUCAUGCCCUUCGGCCUCAAGAACAUCGAGGCCACAUAUCAGCGUCUAGUGAACAGCAUCUUCGCUCCCCUAAUUGGCAACACCAUGGAGGUUGAUGACAUGCUCUUCAAGAGUCACACUACUGACCAUCACAUCCCCAACCUCUCAGCCAUGUUCACCAUUCUGAAGCAGUAUAAGAUGAGGCUCAACCCCACCAAGUGUGCAUUUGGGGUGGCUUCAGGCGAAUUCCUUGGCUUCAUGAUCAGACAGAGGGGUAUUGAGGCCAAUCCAUAG
Prunus armeniaca (apricot) is the source of this 336-nucleotide messenger RNA. The record is from the annotation of a GenBank genome assembly. Lineage: Eukaryota; Viridiplantae; Streptophyta; Magnoliopsida; Rosales; Rosaceae.